Molecule: messenger RNA, 1118 nt
Organism: Branchiostoma belcheri (Belcher's lancelet)
Lineage: Eukaryota; Metazoa; Chordata; Leptocardii; Amphioxiformes; Branchiostomatidae
Product: signal recognition particle 19 kDa protein-like
Exons: 5
Coding region: 63-488 (141 amino acids)
Biological process (GO): SRP-dependent cotranslational protein targeting to membrane; SRP-dependent cotranslational protein targeting to membrane, signal sequence recognition
Cellular component (GO): signal recognition particle, endoplasmic reticulum targeting
Molecular function (GO): 7S RNA binding
Source: RefSeq, a predicted model, not a curated record
GAACCCUAGCUCCCCCUACUUUGCAGUGGUUUCUUCCUAUCAGACACGUUCUGGGAUCCAAGAUGGCGCUGGAAAAACCUUUCAGCGAUAAAGACAGGUUCAUCUGUAUCUAUCCUGCGUACAUCAACAGUCGGAAAACCAUCCCACAAGGCAGGAGAAUCGCACAGGAGAAGGGAGUAGACAACCCCACAGCUACAGAGAUCAGAGAUGUGCUACAGGCUGGAGGCUUCAACAUUGUACUAGAGAACAAAGCGUACGGCAGAGAACUGUUCCACAGAGACCAGAACUUACGAGGUCGGAUCAGAGUUCAGCUGAAGAAUGAUGACGGCUCACCUGUAAACGUCAAGUAUCCCAACAGGAAGUCAGUGUACCUGUAUGUAGCAGAAACCAUUCCCAAGCUGAAGACCCGGGUGCACGCGUCAGGGGGCGCUUCUUCACAGCAAGGUGGUGACAAGGGCAAGAAAGGGAAGAAGAAGGGGAAGAGAUAGAAACAGCACCAAAUCUUGGCUUCUAAAAUAUAUCUUUUGUCACUAUACAGGGCUUGAAAUUAAUUUUUGGGAAUAGGUGCAAAAAAUUGGGUGCACAAAAAAUAUUGGGGUGCACCAUAUAAGGUAAAAUAAGUAGAAUGUUAGGAAAUGCUUGAUUUCUACAGAAAAAGUACUUCUACAUUAAUUUUAUUGUUUCUGACACUUAGAAUUUACGAAUAUGCUGUAUACUACCGGUACUACACAUUUAACAUACUAGUAUUAUGUAAACCUAUGAAAAUAUUUAGGUGCAGCUAGGUGCACCCAGUACAUGUAUUUCCAGCCCUGCUAUAGACUGUCUGCUAAGGCUGUGGCCAUUUAAUGAUUUGUCCUAACUUUUUAAAGAUCUGUUAUGUCUUCCGCAAUGUAAAAACGACUUGCUUUAGUUUAGUUAAAUUAUUCCGAGAUUUCAUACAAUUUCAUUCAUACUUGUAAUCCUUCAUUCAGCUUCGCAAAAUCUAACUUUCUGUCUUUCAAAGCUGGUAUUUUGAAGUAGUACGUUAACGUUGACCUCUGAACAAGACUACAUGGAAGUAUGGCUAUGAUGAAAGUACCUAAGUUUUGGCAAAUAAAAUAUUACCAUUCUACAUGUGA